Molecule: messenger RNA, 344 nt
Organism: Rotaria sp. Silwood1
Lineage: Eukaryota; Metazoa; Rotifera; Eurotatoria; Philodinida; Philodinidae
Source: the annotation of a GenBank genome assembly
AUGUUAGAAAUUCGUCUUUAUGAAUUAUAUGAUUAUGUUACUCUUUUUCUUAUUGCUGAAAGUAAUCAAACACUAAGUGGAAAACCAAAACCAUUAUUUUUGAAAGAAAACUGGUCACGUUUCACUCGAUAUCAUAAGAAAAUGCGUCGUGUUGAAGUGAAUCUCAUGACUCCAAUCAAUAAGACAACAGAUUCAUGGGGUAAUGAACGAAAAAUGAGAAAUGAAGGAAUUCGAUUAGCUUUACCAAAUUCAACUAAAGAUUUCUUAUUACUUACAUCAGAUGUAGAUGAAAUACCUAAAUCUCGUUUUGUUCGAGCUCUUGCUUCAUGUCAACUACCAUUACC